Molecule: messenger RNA, 4401 nt
Organism: Oncorhynchus tshawytscha (Chinook salmon)
Lineage: Eukaryota; Metazoa; Chordata; Actinopteri; Salmoniformes; Salmonidae
Product: protein 4.1-like
Exons: 24
Coding region: 617-3922 (1101 amino acids)
Biological process (GO): cortical actin cytoskeleton organization
Cellular component (GO): plasma membrane; cytoskeleton
Molecular function (GO): structural molecule activity; actin binding
Source: RefSeq, a predicted model, not a curated record
UUUAAAUGCAUUUGAUAUCUACGGGCCAGUUGGUGGAUUGUGAUAAUUCUUCUAACUAAUCCCUUGGGGUAAAUCUGUCACCAUGUUUUGGGAUUUGAUUAGAAACAACAAUCCUGGGGGGGUAACAGAGGACAGUUUGAUUCCCUGGUAGUAUCACAGCACAUAUGCUAAUCAACUGGAACUAGGAUAUAUGUCUGUAAUUGAUUAUUUGUUGUUUAAACAGGAAAAACACUAUUGAGGUACAUUUCUCUCUUACUUCUCAUUUUAAAGUCUACAGUAUAUGGGUGUGAUCUUAUGUUGCACAACCUCUGAAAGCAUAUGAAACUAUGACAUUAAUUAUAGGCCUAAUUCUCCCUUUGCUUUUAUUUUGCACAUGGAUCACUUGGAAUGAAUCGGUGGAUGUGCCUCAAUUGUUGAUCAUCUUCUACUGAGUUCACUGGUCAACACAGAAAAGAGUCGGCCAGAGAAUUGAACCCUGUGGCACCCCCAUAGACUGCCAGAGGUCCGGACAACAGCCCCUCCGAUUUGACACACUGAACUCUAUCAGAGAAGUACCUUUCCAAUCUUUGUGAAUCUCAGACGAUACGAAAGAGGUUGAACAGUGUGACUGGGGACCAUGACGACAGAGGUUGGAUCUGAAACAGAGGUGAAAAAAGAGCCGGAGAAGGCGGAGGAGCAGCCUGCAGAACCUGAACGACCAGCCACCAACCAGACAUACGAGGUCAAGGUCGUUGAGGCCGCUGAGCAGUCCAACGAAAGUCCCGCUCUGGCCACAGACUCAGCAGAGGCAAAGGAGAACCAGGAGGAGGCCCAGCCUGCCGACAACGCCACAGGACCGGAGGGAGAGGAGCCCCCAGCCUCACCACCAGCUUCAGAGAAGAAAGGCAUCUCCAGGUUCCUCCCUCCAUGGCUUAAGAGGCAGAAGUCUCAGAGUGUGGUGGGACCCAAAGAGAGCCAGGUGACACCCAAGGAAGAGGGAGGUGUGGUUCUGGUGAACGGGGAGGGUGAAAAGGCGGAGCAGGCCGAAGCAGAGCAGACAUCAUCGACCACAGCAGCUGAGCCACAGGUUGAAGAAGAGCAAGUGAACGGCGAGGUGGAGCCAGAACAGAAAGAGGAAGUGAAUUCAGAGGAACCCGCGGAGAAUCAUUCCACUGGCAGUGCAGAAACCCAGGAGGAGAAAGCAUCAGAGAAAUCUCAGGAGAAGAGUGCAGCGGAGGAGGAGAAAAAAGAAACAGAGGAAGGAGGAGAGAAGAAAGACCAGGAAGAGUGCUUGAAGCCCGAGGGAGGGCGUUAUUUUAUCAAGUCGCCUCUGAAACUGACCAAGAAGGUGAAGAUGGUGAUGUGUCAUGUGAUCAUGCUGGAUGGAAGCCAGUUCCCCUGUGAGGUGGAGAAACGGGCCAAAGGCCAGUACCUGUUUUUCAAAGUGUGUGAAGCCCUGAACCUACUGGAAAAGGACUACUUUGGGUUGAGUUACAAAGACAACGCUGACCAGACGUGCUGGCUGGACCCUACAAAGGAGAUCAAACGUCAGAUCUGCAAUCCCUCCUGGCAGUUAGCGUUCAAUGUCAAGUUCUACCCUCCUGAUCCGUCCCAGCUGACCGAGGAUAUUACCAGAUAUCUCCUGUGCCUUCAGCUGCGGCAGGACAUAGUUUCGGGGCGUCUGCCCUGCUCCUUCGUCACCCACUCUCUGCUGGGUUCCUACUCCCUGCAGGCCGAGCUGGGAGAUCACGACCCCGAUGAGCAACGCCUCGACUACAUCAGUGACUUCCAGUUUGCCCCCUCACAGACUAAGGAGAUGGAGGAGAAGGUGGUAGAGCUCCACAAAACUCACAGGGGGAUGACUCCUGCUCAAGCAGAUACCCAGUUCUUAGAAAACGCCAAGAAGUUGUCGAUGUAUGGUGUCGAUCUCCACCAUGCCAAGGACUCUGAGGGAGUGGACAUCAUGUUGGGAGUGUGUGCCAAUGGCCUACUGAUCUACAAAGACCGACUCCGGAUAAACCGCUUUGCCUGGCCAAAAAUCCUCAAGAUCUCCUACAAACGUAGCAACUUCUAUAUCAAAAUCAGGCCGGGAGAGACGGAGCAGUUUGAGAGCACCGUGGGCUUCAAGCUGCCCAACCACCGCUCUGCCAAGAGAGUCUGGAAGGUCUGCGUGGAGAAUCACACCUUCUUCAGGUUGAUGACUCCAGAAGCGCCCACUAAAGCCAAGUUCCUCACACUGGGCUCUAAAUUCCGCUACAGUGGGCGGACCCAGGCCCAAACACGACAGGCCAGCACCCUCAUCGACAGGCCGGCACCCUACUUCGAGCGCACCUCCAGCAAGCGCAUCUCACGAAGCCUGGAUGGAGCGCCAGUGAUCAACAUGAUCGAGGCCCAGGACUCGGCCCCCACCUCUGUGGGGAACGGCAGGGAGCCUGGCCUGGAACUCUCCUCUGACUCCUCCAAGGUAGAGGAGGAGCCUAGCGAAAGGGCGGCGGCCACACCUACUGAAGGCACUGAGAUGAAAAGAGAUGAGCCAGACUCCUCCCAGCAGAGCGGAAAGUUGAGAGUGCAGGGGGAAAAUAUAUAUGUCAGACAUAGCAAUUUAAUGUUGGAGGACCUGGAUAAGACUCAGGAGGAUGUUUUGAAACAUCAGGCUAGCACUAGUGAGUUAAAGCGCAGUUUUAUGGAGGCCACCCCUGAGACGCGUCCCAGUCAAUGGGAAAAGCGCCUCACUGCCAGCCCGGCUACCAGCCUGCGUCUGCAGGCCCAAGGGAGGAGCCCCCCACCCACAACCCAGGAGCCUCUCUCUGACCUCACAGUGGACACGGUCUCUAAGAGUUCAGAUGACAAACAGAAAUCAAACGAGACAACGUUGCAGGCAGCAGAGGUUGAGAUAGAAGAGACGGUAGUCGUCGAGGAGAUCAGGGUGGCACCCAAAGGCUCUGUCACCAUCACCACCCCCGAGGUGGUGGUCACCCCUGUCGCCGUGGAGACCGAGGUCGAGAAGCCCGAAGAGGAAGUGAUAGAGGAAGUGAUAGAGGAAGGUAAGGAGGAGCAGAAGAGGCCUGUGAGCGUGUCCUCGGACAGCCACAGUGAGAGCGAGGAGGAGGCAGGGGAGUACCACCCCCAGGUCACUGUCAGCACCUCAGUGGAACAGAUCAAAGAAGAGCCUGGGGAAGAGGAGAAGGAGGAAGUGGACGACCAUGAAGAACCAGAGCAAGUCGCAGAGCCCGAACCACUCCCAGAGGUUGAGGUAGAGACCAGGCCUUCCCCUGCAGUAGUGGAAGAAACGCCUAUGGCAGAGCCAGAGACAGCCCUUGUGGUCGACGCCCCCGCUGAGGAGGAACGUACCAAGGACAUCCUGGUUACCCUCGAGGAGGCCCCUAACGGGCAUGCUGAGGACCAGCCUGGCCUGGUGGCUGUGGAAGAAGAAGAAGAAGAGGAGGAAGAGGAGGAGCCCAGAGUCAACGGGGAUGCGUCUCACGCUGAGACGGAGCGCAUUCCUCAGGUUAUUUGUUGCUCUGAGCCACCUGUGGUGAAGACCGAGAUGGUGACCAUCUCAGACACGUUUGCGGCCCAGAAGACUGAGAUUGCCACUAAGGAGGUUCCCAUCGUGCACACAGAGACAAAGACCAUCACUUACGAGGCUGCACAGCUGGACGGCAGUGGAGACGGUGAACCAGGCAUUCUCAUGACCGCCCAAACCAUUACCUCUGAGUCGCUGUGCACCACCACCACCACACACAUCACCAAGACAUUAAAAGGUGGUCUCUCAGAAACCAGGAUCGAGAAGCGCAUUGUCAUCACCGGAGACUCAGACAUCGACCACGAUCAGGCCUUGGCCCAGGCUAUAAAGGAAGCCAAAGAGCAGCACCCUGACAUGUCAGUGACCCGGGUGGUGGUCCACAAAGAGACAGAGCUGGCCGAGGAGGGCGAGGACUGAGGCACCAGAGCUGAAGAGCCUGUGAAGUUCAUACAUGGAUGUUUGAGAAACUCCUGUCAUCUCCCAAACUGAGAGUCAACCUGGCGAGAAGACAAGGUGAAGACAACCCAGAGGCUGAACUCCUAUGUGUCUGUUUCAUCGCACGCCUUCCUUUUUUAUCACUCAGAAGAGAACCACUUAGCUAAUGUUUGUAGUGCGUUUUUAUUCUUAUGUGUUUUUUGCUAAAAGAAGAAAAAAAUGGCUAUCAUUGUUAAAACUAGAUAGGAUUUAUCAAGUGGUAAUUUUUAUUGUUGCGCAGUAUUCACAUUCCUAGUAUGUACAGACAGCUGGUGUUAUGAGAAAGUACAUUUCAAUAUCUAGCUUCCUGGAUCCUCGCAUCUGUAUGUGGACAGGAAGUAAGACUAGGUGGAUAUUAGCUUUGGACCUAGUCUUGUUCUAUGUUCUUAGAGCCAGAUGUUUAUCAGUUUUUUUUUUUUUUU